Messenger RNA from Penicillium olsonii, 1119 nucleotides. The record is from the annotation of a GenBank genome assembly. Lineage: Eukaryota; Fungi; Ascomycota; Eurotiomycetes; Eurotiales; Aspergillaceae.
AUGAAUCCCAUCAUGUCGCUGCUGUCACCCAGAGGCUCUGGGGAUGUGGAUAUUGAUCGGAGUGUGCAACGAUGGAACUUUGCUUGUCAGUCACUAUGUAUCAUUGGAAUGGUGACGUUCUUUGCACUCCGGCUAUAUACUCGAAUGUUCAUUCUGAGUGGGUUGGGAAGAGAGGACUGGGCAUGUCUAGUAGCAACGGUCCUCGGAAUCACCUACUCUGUCAUCGCGAUAAUCAUGGGACACUAUGGCGGAGGCCUACAUUGGUCUGACGUCGCCGAUGAGAAUAAGAUCCCAUUCCAAAAGACCAUCUACGCCACCAUGGUCAUGUACGGACCAACAGCCUACCUCACGAAAAUCUGUCUCCUUUGGAUCAUGACCCGAGUCUUCAGCCCUUUCCGAAAAUGCGUCAUCUUCAUCAGAAUCUUCAUGGGACUGAUGCUGGCAUACUACAUCCCUGCUGUGAUCGUCAAAGUUCGAAUCUGCAGCCCCAUCGCCCGAUUCUGGGACCAGAGUCUCGACGGCUCAUGCCUCGACGAGAAUUCAAUCAUCAUGGCUGAUGCUGUAGUCAGUGUGGUCAGUGAUUUGAUCAUUCUGAUCUUACCAUUGCCAUUGACAUUGACCCUGCAAAUGUCGACAAAAAGAAAGAUGCGCGUGAUGGGAAUUCUGGGCGCCGGUGGCUUGGCCGUUGCAGCAAGUAUCAUUCGACUAGCCCUGAUUGUCGUUACCGGACAGUCGAAGGAUAUCUCACUCGCUUUCAUGCGCAUCAACAUGCUUGGUAAUGCCGAAGUCGCCAUCGGCGUCAUUUGUACCUGUCUCCCGGCCCUUUCAGCACUCAUCAUCCGCAUGUACACCGAAUACUCCAGCAACAAAGUCGAGUCCAAUUACAAAAUGAGUACAAUGCGGGAUCAGACCGGGAUCGAACGAAGCAGGCAACAGAUGAGCGUGAUGCAGACGGAGUCGGACGAAGACGUCCUGAUGUACAACGCACAAGGGAACCCUAAGAUCGAAACGGUCAUUCGGGGCGAUAGUGCAGGGCGCGAGGAGUCUCCAAGUAUGGUUUUUGGUGGCAUUGGAGUUACCAAGACGGUCAAUGUGUCAACCUCUGUGGAGCCUCGAUGA